This is a messenger RNA of Anopheles coustani, 1044 nucleotides long. RefSeq names its product SOX domain-containing protein dichaete. The record is from RefSeq and is a predicted model, not a curated record. The transcript has a single exon. Gene Ontology annotation, molecular function: RNA polymerase II cis-regulatory region sequence-specific DNA binding; DNA-binding transcription factor activity, RNA polymerase II-specific. Lineage: Eukaryota; Metazoa; Arthropoda; Insecta; Diptera; Culicidae. The coding region runs from base 1 to 1044 and encodes 347 amino acids. Gene Ontology annotation, biological process: anatomical structure morphogenesis; cell differentiation; regulation of DNA-templated transcription.
AUGAUUAACCAUCACACCAUGGCCAGCCUGGGUCACCCGCACUAUGGGUUUUCACUCGGCAGCGGCAUGGACAUUCCGCCGGCGGGUGAUUUCGCCCCGCAGCCCAACCACAGCCCCAACUCCGCCGACCAUCUCGGGCUCAAGCGCGGUCUCGGGUUUCCGCCGACCUCCCUCGCCGGCCUGCAGGGCCACGGAGGGCUGCAUCAUCAUCACGCCGGCGGUCAGGGUGGUAUGAUCGCCGGUGGGGGUGGUGGUGGUGGUGGCGGUGGAGGUGGCGCUGGUGCAGGACAGACCUCUCCCGGCCAGGAGGGACACAUCAAGCGGCCGAUGAACGCGUUCAUGGUGUGGUCGCGCCUCCAGCGUCGCCAGAUCGCCAAGGACAACCCGAAGAUGCACAACUCGGAGAUCUCGAAGCGGCUCGGCUCGGAGUGGAAGCUGCUGACCGAGGCCCAGAAGCGCCCGUUCAUCGACGAGGCGAAGCGGCUGCGGGCGACCCACAUGAAGGAACAUCCGGACUACAAGUAUCGGCCACGCCGGAAGCCCAAGAACCCGCUCGCUAACGCCGCCGGCGGACUCGGAGCCCUCGGAGCGAUGCAGCAGGGUGGCAAGGGGUCGCUCGGCUCCUCGUAUCCGUUCCCGCAGCUCCCACCCUACUUCGCCCCCACGCACCCACUCCAGCAGCUCGAGCAGCACUAUUCCGUGCCGUACUUUGGCAGCUUCGACCCGCUGACGCUGCAGAAGUUGCACCAAUCGCAGCAGGGCCACGUACAGAGCGGGCACUCGCCGGGAGGGCUCGGGGAUCCGGGCAAGCAGUCCGCCGCCCAGCAGCUGCCCCCGACCUCGCUCAGCUCCUUCUACUCCAACAUCUACAGCGGCAUCUCGGCGGCGGCCGCCGCCGCCCCGCUCUACGCCGCGCACUCCAACAGCCUGUACAACACCUCGUCCACCUCGUCGGCGUCACCCGGCUCCAGCCCCAGUACGUCCCAGUCCGCGCUGCCCGACCUCGACAACUCCAUGCGGCGGCCGGUGCAGGUCAUCUACUAA